Molecule: messenger RNA, 836 nt
Organism: Trichosurus vulpecula (common brushtail)
Lineage: Eukaryota; Metazoa; Chordata; Mammalia; Diprotodontia; Phalangeridae
Gene: PHF2
Product: PHD finger protein 2
Biological process (GO): protein demethylation; regulation of transcription by RNA polymerase II
Molecular function (GO): histone demethylase activity; transcription coregulator activity
Source: RefSeq, a predicted model, not a curated record
AUGUACAGCAUCCAACAGCAGCUGGGGCAAGAGCAGAAAGGCAGGUUUCAGCACCAGUGUCUGAAACACAAACUGAUCCUGGUUGGGGAUGGCUUCACUUCAGCCUUCUUAGAGACUCCCAAGAAGGUCUUCGUUACCUUGAACAGAGCCAAAUAUCAGUGGCUCAAUAUAAAGCCUGCUGUGCCCCUGGAUCUGGUUCCAGGAGGUCACCUGGGCUACACCAUGAAGUGGGUAAUUCAAGUGCCCCAUCAUGUCUGCUGUGUUGGUGUGGAAGAGGAGGAGGCACCAGAUAUUGACAUAUACCAUUGUCCCAACUGCGAGAAAACUCAUGGCAAGUCUACCUUGAAAAAAAAAAGAAAUUGGCAUAAACAUGACACAGGGCAGACAACAGAUGUCAAACCUGUCCAGAAUGGGAGUCAAGUGUUCAUCAAAGAGCUGAGGAGCCGAACCUUCCCCAGUGCGGAUGAUGUUGUCAUCAAAGUGCCCGGCAGCCAGCUGACCCUGGACUACCUGGAGGACCGUGGCUUCACAGAGCCCAUCCUGGUCCCCAAGAAGGACGGCUUAGGGCUGGCUGUCCCAGCCCCGACGUUUUAUGUUAGUGACGUUGAAAACUAUGUGGGCCCAGAGAGGAGUGUGGAUGUGACCGAUGUCACCAAACAGAAAGACUGCAAGAUGAAACUGAAGGAGUUUGUGGAUUACUACUAUAGCACCAAUCGGAAACGAGUCCUCAAUGUCACUAACCUGGAGUUUUCUGACACCAGAAUGUCCAGCUUUGUAGAACCUCCGGAGAUUGUGAAAAAGCUAUCCUGGGUAGAGAACUAUUGGCCCGAUGAUGC